AUGAACGGCGGAAGAUGUCAAGAUCUCGAUGGUUUAGGUUUCAGGUGUGAUUGUCCUCGGGGGUUUGAGGGGUCCGUAUGUCAGCUUCGUUCCCCUUGCAUUGAUUCCCAGUGUGUUCAUGCACACAAGUGUACUCAGUUGGCCACAGUCUCUCAUGGUGGUAUCAAACACGAGUGUCUCUGUCUUCCGGGUUGGACCGGUGAACUCUGUGACCAAAAUAUUGAUGAUUGCGUCGAUAAAUGCCUGAACGGAGGAAGUUGUCACGAUUUGGUGGGAGAUUAUUACUGCACCUGCCCAGAAGGAUUUUCCGGUCGCAAUUGUGAAAUAAAUCACAAAUGCGUGACUAAUCCCUGCAAGAAUGAUGGUGUUUGUGUAGAAGUGAAAGGUGGAUUCAAGUGUGUUUGCCCUGAAGGUGUUACUGGCGAUCUAUGUGAGCACGCAAAACGUGGCUGCGACCCCAAUCCUUGUGAGAAUAAGGCGUCUUGCUAUAACCUCAGUCCACAUGAAUACUACUGUAAAUGCAACGAGGGUUUCUAUGGUCGACAUUGUGAGCUCACUCGUCCAUACUGCGGUCCCGAGGGUUGUACAAGCCUUUUAGAUCCAUGUGCUGAUAUCGGCAAUUCACUUCACAUUCCACUGCUUCCCUCACUGACUCUCAACCAUCAGUCAUCGACUAUUCAUACUGAGUCCUGUGGAAAGCAUGGCAUAUGCAUGCAAGAUCCCUCCUCGGGUCAGUAUGCAUGUGUUUGUGAAAAUGGAUACACAGGGAGGUUCUGUCAACAGAUCAAGGACAACUGUAUGGAAAUGGGGCAUCUGUGUCGAAAUGGCGCGAAAUGUGUUAGCGGUGAAGGGGACAAUUUCUAUUGUUUGUGUGAGGAGGGUUUUACAGGGACGUUCUGUGAGCAGGAAUCGCGUCCCUGUGAUGGCGAACCAUGUCGUAACGGAGCGUAUUGUCAAUCCACUGAAGGAGUUGGUGAUUUCUCAUUUCAGUGUCGUUGUGCUUCUGACUGGGCUGGACGGUGGUGUCAUUUGCCAUCUCCUCGCAGUCCCUGCCAAGUUUCUAAACCAUGUCAUAACGACGGAGUUUGCGUUGAUGACGCUUUGAGUUCUCAUGGAUUCUUCUGUCAAUGUGCAAAUGGUUGGACUGGUCUCUUCUGUCAGAUACGAUCGCCAGACUACGAGUCCUGCGAUAACGAAAAUUUCUGCAAAGUCGGCGGGACCUGUAUCAAUGUUGGUGGGGAAUCUCAUUGUAUUUGCCCACCAGGAUACAUUGGAGAUCGAUGUGAAGAGGACAUCAAUGAGUGCCAAAACAAUCCAUGGUGA
Molecule: messenger RNA, 1323 nt
Organism: Rodentolepis nana
Lineage: Eukaryota; Metazoa; Platyhelminthes; Cestoda; Cyclophyllidea; Hymenolepididae
Source: the annotation of a GenBank genome assembly